Engraulis encrasicolus (European anchovy) is the source of this 1429-nucleotide messenger RNA. It is a transcript of the gene aqp8b, whose product is annotated as aquaporin 8b. The record is from RefSeq and is a predicted model, not a curated record. Bases 107 to 874 code for a protein of 255 amino acids. Gene Ontology annotation, molecular function: water channel activity. Lineage: Eukaryota; Metazoa; Chordata; Actinopteri; Clupeiformes; Engraulidae. Gene Ontology annotation, biological process: transmembrane transport; water transport. The transcript is spliced from 5 exons. Gene Ontology annotation, cellular component: plasma membrane.
UCCUUGACUGCGACAGCGACAGUAUCUUCGCCUGUUUUUACAGAGCCCUCGGGACUAUUUACCUCAGAGUGGCGCCGUGAGCUCAACGGAGCUCCCAGGUCAGGACAUGGCAGAGGAGAAGGUCCAGCUGCGAGACAUGGAGAGCGGCGCCAAGAAGCGAAAUGCCAGCCAUCCAUUGAACACCUACGAGCGGGUAAUCCAACCAUGUGUAGCCGAGCUUGUGGGCACUGCGUUCUUCGUGUUCGUGGGCUGUGUCUCGGUCAUUGAGAAUGUGGAGGGGACCGGUAGGCUGCAGCCUGCUCUGGCACACGGCCUGGCUGUGGCGGUCCUGGUGGCGUGCAUGGCAGAGGUCAGCGGUGCCCACUUCAACCCGCCGUUCACCAUGGCUAUUUACCUCUGUGGGGGCAUCCAGAUGAACAUGGUGCUGCCCUACAUUGCGUCCCAGCUCAUUGGAGGAGUGCUGGGUGCUGCCAUGUCAAAGGUGAUGACAAAAGCAGAGAACUACACCAGCGCGUACGGAGCCGCCUUCACCGUGGUGCAGUCGGAGGAGCAGCUGAUGCCGGCCAUCUUUGGAGAGGUGGCCAUGACGUGCGUGGUGACCACCGUGGUGCUGAUGGCAGCCGUCAACGCCAAGAGCAAGAGCCCCAUGGCACCCUUCCUCAUCGGAUGCACCGUCAUCGUCAACAUCUUGGCAGGAGCUGACAUAUCUGGAACGUGCCUGAACCCGGCCAGGGCGUUGGGCCCCGCGGUCAUGAUGGGCUACUGGAAGUACCACUGGGUCUACUGGCUUGGGCCACUCUCUGGAGGCCUGCUGGCCACCCUGCUGGUCAGACUCCUUCUUGGGGACCGCAGACUCCGUGUCAUCUUCAAAUAGGAAUCUUCAACAAGAAUCAGAAUUUUCAACAAGAAUCCAAAAAUGUUGUGGGGUUUUUUUAGGCAAAAUUGCGGGCCGUUGACCAGGAAUGGCCAGCUAGGGAUAUUUGCGCCUUAAAUCGUACACUGUGCAGAAGGCUUUGUAGAUCUCAAUCAACACCCACACAGUGCUAAUUGACAUUAACCACCAAAGAUGAUUGAGUGGCCAUCCUUUGUACGUACAAUUAAUGGAAACUCAAGCCAUUCACUGACAGAUCAUUUGUCAAGAGCUUCUGUUAUUACCCUGGUGCACACGGCAUAUAGAUCCCAGACCUCGCAUAGUUUUUGGUUGAGGCUUGCCCUCAAGUGCUGCAAAGAAUCGCUGUGGUCUCCGUCUUAAGCAGGCACUGCUGUCAAGAAUAAUUGAGGACAGCAGCUCCCCCUGUUUCUUGUUACAACUGGUAUGUGUGAAAAACAAGCAAAUAGUGUUUGAAUUGUAAAACAAGCAAGGCGACAUUGUUUUCUAAUACAUUUGGUGCAAAAUUAUCAUUGACCAUUAAAAAGCAAAUUCUUUGAA